Molecule: messenger RNA, 2237 nt
Organism: Gadus macrocephalus (Pacific cod)
Lineage: Eukaryota; Metazoa; Chordata; Actinopteri; Gadiformes; Gadidae
Product: laminin subunit alpha-5-like
Exons: 2
Coding region: 232-714 (160 amino acids)
Biological process (GO): axon guidance
Cellular component (GO): basement membrane
Source: RefSeq, a predicted model, not a curated record
UGCCGGCGGAGCGACGCAGAGCGUGAGACCCACGGACCACGACACACCGCCCCGCUGAAGCUCGGCUCGCUCCCAACCUACAACACGUCUCCCGCCCCGCGAGGAUCCGACGGAGCGUCGCGCGACGACCACCACCUCGCCGCUCGUUUUCAAAUUGAAAACUUGGAUCCAAAAGAUUUGUUUCCUCUCCAAACUUUUCGCUUGAGCUGACUUGAGGGAGAGCAGGUGAAGAUGGCGAGAGGUCCGGAGCCCGGCCCGGCACGGGGCGUCCCCCCCGGGCGGUUGGUGCUGCUCCUUCUCCUGCUGAACACCGGACACUUGUCCGGGGUUUCCUCGGCCCAGGAGCUGAACGGCUUCAGCCUCCAUCCACCCUACUUCAACCUGGCGGAGGGCACGCGCAUCACGGCAAGCGCCACCUGCGGGGAGGACGGGGCCCGGUCCGUCACGGACUUGUACUGCAAGCUGGUCGGCGGGCCGGUGUCAGGGGACCCCAGCCAGACCAUCCAGGGCCAGUAUUGCGACGUCUGCAGUCAGAACAACGGCGACCGCGCCCACCCCAUCACCAACGCCAUCGACGGAACCGAGAGGUGGUGGCAGAGCCCUCCACUGUCUCGGAGCACUGAGUUCAACCAAGUCAACGUGACCCUGGACCUCGGACAGGUAGGUCAACCUCACACACCUGUACCGACACACCUGGUACACGACUCACCUUAACCGACACACCUGUGCCGACACACCUGGUACACCAAAAUGCCUGCAUCUACACACCUGUGCCGACACACCUGGUACACCAAAAUGCCUGUAUCUACACACCUGUACCGACACACCUGUUACAGGUAGGUCAACCUUACACACCUGUACUAACACACCUGGUACAGUAGGUCAACACACCUGUACCGACACACCUGGUUUCAGGUAGGCUUUCUAUAACACCUAACACACCUGGUUCAGGCAGGUCAACACACUUGGGUGCACCAACAUACCUGUACCAACACACCUGUCUCAGGUAGACCUACCCGACACACCUGUAUCUACACACCUGUACCAACACUCCUGGUUCAGGUAGACUAGCUAUAACACCUAACACACCUGGUUCAGGCGAGUCAACCUAACACACCUGUGACCCAUCACCUUCUACGCACCUGUUUACAGAAUGACUGGUAGUUGUACACACAAAAAUUGCGUCCGCAUGUCUCCGUGCAUCCGGACAUGCGUGCAUAUACCAUGUGACCGGCGUGUAAGGACGUGUUUCCCCCCCAGCGGUGGGGUCAGGUGACAGAAGCCAGGAGAUGGCUGUGGGGAGGUCUUUGUCUGCUCGGCAGACUCUUGUCACAUGAGACGCUCGCACUCUGCUUAUAUAACCAGACGUGUUCACCUAGCGGCCGCCGUGGGCGGAGUUCCCCCACCCGGCUGGCGCUUUGGAGCCAAGAUGGAGGCAGGAUGGAACCAGGAUGGCUUUCAGGGUAGUAGGACGUGUAGCCCGGCCCCAAGGCUAGUGUUGUGGAUGACAGGUUUCCACUGGUUUCUAGAGCUUCUAAAUCACUGUUAGGAUGUAGAGCUCUUUGGGUAUUCUGGAUAACGGGUCAGGGGGGUUUUAGCGCUUUUAAAAUAUUCCAGAUUACAUAAACCAUUUUGGGACAGCAUUAUGGCAUGUUUUAGAGCUCUUAACAUACUCUUGAUAACAGGGUAAUGGGGUUUAGAGCAGUGUAAUUCAUUAUUUUGAAUCACACAUUUAUUUGAGGCUUGAUCUGGACUGUCUUCAAGUUAUCGGAAGCAAAUGAAUUCAGGAGGACUUGAUCUAUGAUGUUUCUUGGAUUCCACGAUGUUGAGUCAAAGCAAACCAGAUUCACAUGUCUUCCUUUACUCUUGGCAUUAUAUGUGUGGUGCCCAUUCCUUCGCUUAGCCCCUGAGCCUGCUCACACAGACCUACUGCUUAAACAUACUUAAGCAUACCUCAACAAACUUCACUCAGGUCGUUGAAUGUCUUCCAGCUUGGAUGCAGCUAUGCGUCUGUGAAUCCCUCUCAGGGUGACCUCUGACCUCUUCCGUUUGCCAGGGAGCGAAUGAGCGUGAUUGUCACCCGUGAUCCUGUGUGUUCGCUAGUCUGAUUUAAAGCUCCUCUCUGGCACUAGGUCUGUGUUUAGCCCUGCUACUGUCAGAGGACAUGGCUAUUAGUUCAGCCUAUUCUGUCUCUCUGGCACAUACACACACACACACACACACACACACACACACAC